Messenger RNA from Colletotrichum aenigma, 306 nucleotides. It is a transcript of the gene BIO5, whose product is annotated as 7-keto 8-aminopelargonic acid transporter. The transcript has 4 exons. The coding region runs from base 1 to 306 and encodes 101 amino acids. The record is from RefSeq and is a predicted model, not a curated record. NCBI's taxonomy places the organism in Eukaryota, Fungi, Ascomycota, Sordariomycetes, Glomerellales, Glomerellaceae.
AUGUACGCCUUUGGGGGGACGGAUGGUGUUAUUCAUAUUAGCGAGGAAAUGCCGCAUCCCGGUCGCCGAGUCCCACAGGUCAUGAUGCUGACAAUGAUCAUCGGUCUGGCCACAGCCUUCCCUCUGUUCUUGUCUCUCAUGUUCUACAUGAAAGACUUUUCGGCAGUUAUUUCAUCUCGUUUGCCUAGUUUGGAAUUGAUAAAUCAGGUGACCGGCAACGACAAGGUCACUUUGUCUCUGUUCGCUUACAUCCUCUUCGUUUAUCUGGAGAGGAGUACCCUUUUCGAGCUACUUCGCAAAUGUUGA